Limulus polyphemus (Atlantic horseshoe crab) is the source of this 2169-nucleotide messenger RNA. RefSeq lists its product as uncharacterized. The transcript has 2 exons. The coding region runs from base 576 to 1037 and encodes 153 amino acids. The record is from RefSeq and is a predicted model, not a curated record. Lineage: Eukaryota; Metazoa; Arthropoda; Merostomata; Xiphosura; Limulidae.
GAAUAGUCUUGUCUUCUGGCCUUGAGGCAAAUGAAAUUCAGGAAUUAAAUAGGGUUUGCACACACCCUGGAAUUCCUGGAAAAUCCUGAAAAAAAUUGAUGUCCUGAAAAAGUGCUGAAAACUCCUGGACAUUACUUUAUUUCUCCUGGAAAUGUGCUGGUAUUUGUAUAAAUGCAUAAUAAAGAAUAUUUAUUUUGUUUUUCUUCACAGCUACAAAAUAAAAACAGUACACUAGUUCAAAAAUUUUUUUCGUAAUCUUGCCAGUAGACCUGCUACUUGCAGUAGGGGCAUAUAGUUAUUCCCCAGUCAGCUAGUUGCAUGUGCCCAGUCAAACUUGACUAUUGGUGUACAUGCAUACUAGAAUCCCUGUAAAUAGUGCUGUGCUCACAUUAAUCUUUCAUGCACAUCCUUGGACCUUGAUCAUAUGUUUGAAUAAACAAUUAAAAUUGUGAUGCUGUGCAGAAAAUGCAUAUUUAAUGACAUAUGGGUAGACAAGCUAGAAUAUGCUGAUUGGCUGGGACUUGACAAUCACUUGAAGUCGGACACAUUUUGUAAGGUGUGCAAGAAAUCCUUUGAUGUGUCAUAUAUGGGAGAGCCGGCAGUCCGAAGUCAUACCAAAGGAAACAAAUGUGGAAAUUUUGAAAAAGAAACUGCAUGGUGCCUCGACAUGUACAGUAAAACAGCUCUUCAAAACAGAAAACAAGGCUGGACCUGAAAAGCCUGAACCAAAGCCCAUAGGGAUUGUGGAGGAUGAGACUGGUAAAACAUCAACAGCAAUUAGAAGAACCUCAGUUUUCUCAUAUGUUGGAGGGAAUGUUGUCCUGAAAGCUGAAAUAUUGUGGACACUGAAAACUGUUGCAUCAAACUAUUAUAAUUCAUGCAGUGGUCUAACAAAUCUGUUUAAAUCUAUGUUUCCAAAUAGCACAACUGCUCAAACUUUUGCACUGUCAGAAAGGAAGUGCUCCUACAUGACAGUUUGGAUUGACUCCCUAUUUCAGAAGUUUAUUAAUAGAGCAAAUGUCAAUAAAGAAAAGUAGAGUCACUAAACAAAGUUACAAAGAUAAAACAACUUGAUGUGCAUAUGUGGGAUAAUGACAAAGUAGUUACAUGUUAUCUGAUUUCAGAGUUUUUCGGAUAUACAAUAGCAAAUGAUAUGAUAUCUUCUUUUAUCCAUGGAAUAAAGCAGCUAAAGGUAAGUCUAUCAUCUGUUCUCCAGUUGUCCACAGAUGGUCCAGCUAUAAACUGGAAGUUUCAUGCAGUUGGAAAAAGUUCAUCACACGAAAUGUUUGAACAUUGGAAGUUGUGGCUUGCACAUCAUACACAGAGCUUUCAAAGAUGGAGUAGCUGCAUCACAGUGGAAUGUAUCACACACCAUCAGCAGCCUUUACUGGUUAUUUAAAGAUACAUCAGCUAGAAGAGAGAAUUACACCAGACUCUCAGGCAGUGACAUAUUUCUUAUGAAGUUUUGUCAGCACAGAUGGCUAGAACAUAUGUUGGUGGCAGAGAGUACUCAAGGUCUGGCCAUAUGUUAAGUUGUAUGUACAAACAGUUGAUCAGAAGAAACUGACAAACCCAGAAACAAAAUUCUUUGUGGUUAAGAAGUCAUAUGAUGAUCCAUUGAUUGCUGUGAAGCUAUUCUUCUUCAAAACUGUUGCAAAGAGAAUAAAUCCCUUCCUCACAAAGUAUGAGACAGGCAGUCUCAUGCUACAUUUUCUAGCCAAGAACAUGGCAUAAAUGCUGACUGUGCUAAUGGCAAUAUUCAUCAAACAUGAAGAAAUUGAGAAAGCAAGUAAGACAUGAAGGAGACUCAUUGCCCUUAAUGUUGGUAAAAAAGAACUUCAAGUGGCCCACAAUAAAAUAGAUGUGGGCAUUGAAGUAGAAUAGGCAUUGAAAACUGAUCAAGUAUCAUAUUUGCAAGUAAUGGAAUUUAGGAUGGUAUACAAAGUAUUUGCACAUGGAAUAGUAUAGAAGCUACAGCUUUCACCUGUGACCUGUCUCGAAAGGGUUAAAAAUACCCAGAAAGUUUAUAUACACACAAACACAGCACACCAUUCUUAAGCUUUUGUUUUGCUUGUUUAUAGAUCAUAUUUAUACAAUAAUAGAUAAUAGGUUAUAUGAAAAGUAUCAGUGAUCAGAAAUACUCCUGCCAAAUUACUGUCAACUUUAUAC